Messenger RNA from Penicillium paradoxum, 180 nucleotides. RefSeq lists its product as uncharacterized. The record is from RefSeq and is a predicted model, not a curated record. NCBI's taxonomy places the organism in Eukaryota, Fungi, Ascomycota, Eurotiomycetes, Eurotiales, Aspergillaceae. The transcript has 2 exons. Bases 1 to 180 code for a protein of 59 amino acids.
AUGACAACAGCAACAGCAACUACUACUACUACUACUGCUGCUGCUGCUGCUGCUGCUGCUACUGCUACUGCUACUAUGCUGUACAUUAUUCGAGUUGGUCCUAUCUCAAGCAAUAUAUGGAGACUUUAUAUAUGCAGCGAGACCUAUCUUCUAUCUGCAUGGGCAUCAAUGAGUCAAUAG